Messenger RNA from Patiria miniata (bat star), 2894 nucleotides. RefSeq lists its product as uncharacterized. The coding region runs from base 27 to 1811 and encodes 594 amino acids. NCBI's taxonomy places the organism in Eukaryota, Metazoa, Echinodermata, Asteroidea, Valvatida, Asterinidae. The record is from RefSeq and is a predicted model, not a curated record. The transcript has 4 exons.
UGUCUCAUUUCAUUUCCCAAUCACCCAUGCCAGCAUUUCAUUCCAUUCCUUCUGCGUCUUCCCUCCCAUCAUCAUCACUCAUUCCAUUACCCUCUGUAUGCGGGGCUCACCAGGCCGCUAAUCCUGGCAGAAUUACGGAAUGCGGGGCUCACCAGGCCGCUAAUCCUGGCAGAAUUACGGAAUGCGGGGCUCACCAGGCCGCUAAUCCUGGCAGAAUGAAUGAAUGCGGGGCUCACCAGGCCGCUAAUCCUGGCAGAAUGAAUGAAUGCGGGGCUCACCAGGCCGCUAAUCCUGGCAGAAUGAAUGAAUGCGGGGCUCACCAGGCCGCUAAUCCUGGCAGAAUGAAUGAAUGCGGGGCUCACCAGGCCGCUAUUUAUCCUGGCAGAAUGAAUGAACAUUAUGAUAACAAUUAUAAGACAUAUAGUAAAUGUAUGAUGAACGAAUGCGGGGCUCACCAGGCCGCUAAUCCUGGCAGAAUGAAUGAACAUAAUGAAGACAAUGAAAUUUAUGAUGACAUACUGAAUGAAGUUGAGCAAGCAAUGAUCAUGAGCAAAGAAACUGAACAAAGAUAUGAGCAAACAGCUGAGCAAAGUGAUGAAGCAGUGAUUAUGUCAGUGCAGAAGAAUGAGUGUAUUGUGCAAUAUGCAGUAGAGAAUAUCACAGUUGAAAUGAGUGCAGAAGGUUAUGUUAAAUGGAAUAAGGUUAAAGAGAAGUGCGAUGAUAUAGAGGCAAAAGGUGAUGCUAUUGAUGAAGAGAAGGCCCAAAAUGGUGGUAUGAAGCAUGAGGAAGAUAAUCUUGACAAAGACAUGAAAGAAAAGUGUACAAAGAUAAUGGCAAGAAAGUUGAAAAAGGUCAAGAAUGCAAGUGGCGACUUGAGACUGAAGGUAAAAGAAAUGAGGAGAAAAAGACUGUUGAAGUUGACCAAGAGAAGAGUUCAUGAUCAGAGAGGUAUGAGGAGGUUGCAUGGUUACUUGAAGAUAAAGCACUGCACCAGAAAUAGUAAUGGCAGUUGUAUGCAAGAUCAGCAUGAGAAUAGAUCAAGAAAGAAACAUAUCAAAGUUAGUAGAAAGAGAAGAAGAAGAGAUAUUUGCAAGGAAUCCUAUAAUAGAAGAAGAAAUGGAAUGAGGAUUGAAUUGUGGAUGAGCAAGGAAGAAAAAGCAGUCCAUGAAAAGGUUCAAAAAAGUGCGUUCCGUGAGACUAAGCGAAGUCUUUCAUUUGUUUUGAAGAAGAUGAAAGAUGUCAGUACAGAAAACAAAAAUAAGAAAAGGCAGAGGAGUAAUGGAAAUUUUGCAAAAGUUGUGAAGGAAGAUGUGAAGCAUACAUGUGCUUCUGAAAUGAAAACACCAGAAAGGAGGCAGACAAUUCUGGACAAGAAAGUUGGGAAAUCAGUACUAAAAAGCAAAAACAGUCAGACGUGUGAUCGACACAGACAUGAUCAAACCGUCAAAGGAAAUCAGUCCAAUGAAGAGUGCUGGUUGUGUGAUCAGACUAUCAAUGUGUUUGAAAGGAAAGUGCAAUGUGAUGGUUGUAACAUUUGGUACCAUGUCAAAUGUAUGAAUUUCUUGAAGAUGGAGGAAUUGUUGGCAAACAGAGCAGUGGUAUGGAUGUGUCGUAAAUGUGGUAAGAGUACUUACUCUCAAUCUCUUUUGUAUGAUCUUGGUAUUCCAACAGAUGACAAUGUAUUUGAGAUGACUAUUGAGGAGACAUGCACUAUAGAUGAUGUAGUUCAGCAGACGUGUAUUGGAACAUGUGCACAACAUAGCAACUGGGAUGAUGAGACAAAUGAUAAAUCAACAAGGCUGUAUGGCUAGUGAAGGACGAAGUUUGCUGAAAUGUGUUUCUGAUUGGCAAGAUGUCCACAGGCUGUCAGCAAUUCAUUGUGGCCUGUGACUUUGGACAAGAUGGAGUGUGAUCCGCAACACUGCCUGCCAGGCCUCCAACACUUGAGGGUGAGUGUUGUCAUCUGCAGGCUGUCAGCAAUUCAUUGUGGCCUGUGACUUUGGACAAGAUGGAGUGUGAUCCGCAACACUGCCUGCCAGACCUCCAACACUUGAGGGCUGUCAGCAAUUCAUUGUGGCCUGUGACUUUGGACAAGAUGGAGUGUGAACCGCAACACUGCCUGCCAGACCUCCAACACUCGAGGGUGGGUGUUGUCAUCUGCGGGCUGUCAGCAAUUCAUUGUGGCCUGUGACUUUGGACAAGAUGGAGUGUGAACCACAACACUGCCUGCCAGGCCUCCAACACUCGAGGGUGGGUGUUGUCAUCUGCGGGCUGUCAGCAAUUCAUUGUGGCCUGUGACUUUGGACAAGAUGGAGUGUGAACCACAACACUGCCUGCCAGGCCUCCAACACUCGAGGGUGGGUGUUGUCAUCUGCAGGCUGUCAGCAAUUCAUUGUGGCCUGUGACUUUGGACAAGAUGGAGUGUGAACCACAACACUGCCUGCCAGGCCUCCAACACUUGAGGGUGGGUGUUGUCAUCUGCAGGCUGUCAGCAAUUCAUUGUGGCCUGUGACUGUGGACAAGAUGGAGUGUGAACCGCAACACUGCCUGCCAGGCCUCCAACACUCGAGGGUGGGUGUUGUCAUCUGCAGGCUGUCAGCAAUUCAUUGUGGCCUGUGACUUUGGACAAGAUGGAGUGUGAACCACAACACUGCCUGCCAGGCCUCCAACACUUGAGGGUGGGUGUUGUCAUCUGCAGGCUGUCAGCAAUUCAUUGUGGCCUGUGACUGUGGACAAGAUGGAGUGUGAACCGCAACACUGCCUGCCAGACCUCCAACACUUGAGGGUGGGUGUUGUCAUCUGCAGGCUGUCAGCAAUUCAUUGUGGCCUGUGACUUUGGACAAGAUGGAGUGUGAAACGCAACACUCCCUGCCAGGCCUCCAACACUCGAGGGU